AUGUGCGCCACGGUAAUUUCUCCUGGUGUCACAGCAUUUCAUUAUAAAUUUCAGAAGACAAAAGCACACCUAUCUGCUUCUGCUACACAGCCAAUAUUAAAACCACCAGAUAACAACUCUUCAGAGGAAAGAUUUUAUAAUUGUUCAAGUCUGUUUGAUAAAAUGAUGCUGGAGAUGAACAAUUUACCAUUUCAUGUUUGCAUUGAGAAAUAUCUACCUCAAAUGUUUCACGCAAGCAAAUGCAUUUAUUGGUAUUUCAAUGAAAGUCAAAAAACACUAUAUUCACCUACACUUGAUCUCUCACUAGAUGUAACCACAAGUUUACCAGGAUUUGUUACGCAAACAAAAUCAGUCAUUAAAAUUCGAAAUUCCAAUUCAAUUCCUAUGGGAUACCAAAAUGAUCCAAGGAUAUCUGAACCAGGAUCUCCACAAGUAUUCUUCCCUAUUACGUACGAUGAUGAAAUUGAAGGUGUCAUUCAAAUUGCACGAGAUCCAAAAUCUGCCGGAUACGAAUUCAUAGAAAACGAAACAUUAGAAUUUUGCAUGUCUAAACUAAAGAUAUACUCGCAUUCUAUCUUCAAAAAUCUCACAGUUUUCGAUAAAAUUGUUUCAUUGUUUACAAUCAAUAAUAAAACAGAUCCAACAGUCAUUCUUCAAGAGCAAUUCAACUGUAAGUACGCAGAUGUUUACCAAUUCGACAUGCUAAGGAAAGCCGUAAGAAUAAUGGAACAUGAAACAAUUACAAUGCGACCAAUUGAAGAACCAUUUCAUGGAAUCGUUUCUUACAGUGCACAUUCGAACGAGAACAUUAACACUGAUGAUAUUACCUCUCAUUCCGCUUAUAAUAAGAAUAUUGAUUCAGAAAUGAAAGGAUCGUUUCUAUGUGUCCAAGAAGAAGUGUCCUCUCACAAAAUAUGGGUUAUUGUGUUAAGAGAAAAGCUAAAUCGCGAGUUCACAACAACAGAUGAAGAAACUCUUCAAGCGAUACUACCUAUUGUUGUUAAAGCAAUUAAAGGCUUUAAUGAGACCAAGAAAACAUCAAAUAUUGAUUCGAGAAAGGCAGAUUUAUACAAUUUAAUUACGUUGAUUUCAAAGUUUAAGAAAUCAGUAAUAAAUAUAGGCAGGAAGAUAGAAGAAGCCAUAAAACUACUGAUUGAAGCUGAUUCUGCAAUUUUCUUUUAUUUUGACGAGAAAAAUAAUAAAUUUUAUUCAAAAUUUAACAAUGAAAGGCCAAUUGCUACAGAUACAGAUCUAGGCCUUGUUUCAUACAUCUUUGCAAGAAGAGAAGCGGUUUAUUACAAAAAUCCAUCAGAGAAUACAAAAUAUUUACCGAAAAUUGAUUCAUAUCCAGGUUAUGAGAACAAAUGCACCAUCGGAAUAACAGUCUGCGAUACAAGAGGUAAAGCUAUUGGUGUUAUAAUGGGAAUUGGCAAUCCUGCAGAACAAUUUGACGAUGAUGACAAAAAACUAUUAUCUGCUUAUGCUAUAUUCUGUGGAAUAGCUCUCGAGAACAUGUCCUAUAAAACAGGGCAUUUUAAAUUCAUUGAAAUAAUAGAAAAAACGAUAUCUCAGCCAAAUGAACAAAAUCUCAAAGAAUUUGUUUUAUCAGCUAUUCAAUGUGCUCCAAUAAGAAGAGUAGCAUUGUAUACCACAGCUGCUUCUGAUGAUAUUGGCAGUUUAAACAAAUUAUAUUCUUUUGGAAUGAAAAGUCAGAUCGGAGAAGGAAAACUAGCAGAGACAUGCUUAAAAGAAAAGAAAGAGAUAAUAUAUGACCACUCAAAACUCAUAGAAAAUGGCUUUAUUGUCUUGGGAUCCAAUAUAAUCACUUCAAACUACUCAAUUAAAGCAUUAUUUGGUUUGAAAACAAGUCAGCCCAAAUCAGCAACAAGUCCUGAUGAAGUCCGAAUCAUCGUUCGCCCUAUUAUCGAUAAAAACAACAAUAUGUGCAUCGGAGUUUUGGAAAUUGAGUACCUUGGCCAAGAAAACAAGAUAUUAAUGGGACUUGUUGACUGUAUAGAAGUGAUUACCUUCAGACAUAUCAAGUCUUUGACCACUCCGAUAGUUGUCAUUUCAGAUGAUGUCGAAACACAAAGUAUUUCAGUAAUUGCGAGCCAGGACAAACAGCAUCUGUUCAGUCUAGAUUUCAAUGCUUCAUUCCUUACAGAAGCAGAAAUCACUCGUACAAUAUUUUCUUUGAUCGAAUCUUUCGGAUUGAUCGGAAAUUUAUCGAUUGACGCAAUCCAAAUGCAAGGAUUCUUAAAUGACGUGAUGUCUUUAUCAGGGAAACACUGUUGCUACGUAAUGGAUAUCGUACAAGGCUGUUCUGUGAUGCUCAAACUCUCAAAAUAUGAUUCUUUGACAUCAAAACAUAUGGUUUUGGCACUUUUUUACUCACUUUUAUUCCAUAAAUUGCAGAAAAUAGACAUGUUGAGAUUGCUUACUAAAUGGCAGGUGACUGGGCUUGUCGAGAAGUCCGCACAGAGCAGCUUCAUGAAGAAUGUCAUUAAAUUCGUGACUUCGAUUUCGAUGAAAAAUUUCCAAGAUUUGAGACAAAAAUCUUUGCAAAUUUUGACAUCGGGAGAAUUCGAUCCGACAGAGUCAGAGUCACAUAGAUUCAUGCUAUUUACUAUAAUAGGCGUUACAUCUGUCUGUUUUUGCUGUGCAAGACCGCAAUUCAACAAAUCUAAUUUCGAAAACGUCUACAGAGAGUACUGCGAAACAUUUGACACAGUUACUGACCAACAAACUGUUCUUUCCACUGCAGUUCUCCCAUUAUUCAGUAUUUUGGCAAAAGCUGCUCCUCCUUUGGCGAAUUUCGCUUCAAACGCUUUGAAUAACUCAAAGAGAAUACAUUAA
Trichomonas vaginalis G3 is the source of this 2856-nucleotide messenger RNA. Its product is annotated as cyclic nucleotide phosphodiesterase family. The transcript has a single exon. The record is from RefSeq and is a predicted model, not a curated record. NCBI's taxonomy places the organism in Eukaryota, Parabasalia, Trichomonadida, Trichomonadidae. The coding region runs from base 1 to 2856 and encodes 951 amino acids.